AUGAUUUUUUUAAAGUUAUCCGAAAUUUUAGCAAAAGAUUAUUAUACAAUAAGUCCUCUUUCAAAUACAGGUAUGGUACUUGGUAUUAACGCAAAACACAGCAGUUUUACUAAAGGAAUUACAUUGAAUGAACUAGACAAUGAGUAUAAAUUUAAUAUUGAUAAAGAAGGUAAAAUUAAAAGCUACAGCAAUCAUUUUCUGUGUUUAGAUAGAUCAAGUGGCAAAUUUAGAGGAUGUCAUCAAAGAAGUUCAGACAAUUCAAGUUUUAAAAUUAAGUUUCUUCAACCUCCUUACUCUAAAAAUACUGUUAUGAUUUACUUAGGCGUUGAACCCAUUUCACACAAUGGUAUUUUUGACAGCAACACACAAUCUAAAACUUUAAAAAUUGGAAAUGAUUUGAGUCAACCAAAAGAUCAAAAUAUUGAUUUUUUAUUUGUAUUAAAAAAAUAUAAUUCUAAUAAUAAUAAUGAACAAGAAAUUAAUGUAAGAACACUUCCAUUAUAA
This is a messenger RNA of Hepatospora eriocheir, 504 nucleotides long. The record is from the annotation of a GenBank genome assembly. Lineage: Eukaryota; Fungi; Microsporidia; Hepatosporidae.